GAAAUAUUAUAUCAUUUUCGAUAUCAGACGAAAAUCCACUGACCAAUCAGCGUUGACUUAACAAAACCCGAAGGGAUAGUGCUGAUUGUAAAUAAACAGAUGAUGGCGGCUAUCAUAAAUUUGUGUUCGUCGACCAUAUGCCGGUGUUUUUGAAGGAAAAGCUCAUAACUUGGCUGCUGAUGCAUCGCGCACAUGAAUCGACAUUGAUCUUUGGCGGGGAAGACAUUUGAACCAAGGUUGAUACUCGUAUGUGCAACUAUACCAUUGAAAAUCUUCAGGUUUGAUGGCUUUGUAAGAUUGCAGACAAAUCACCCCGGGGCUAUUAGCCUUGGGCCUAAUCGGAUCUAGUUAACUUAUCAUCGGGCUCGUCAUACCGGAGUUAGACAUCGUGUACAAUAGCAGUGAUCUGGUUCCUAUUUUGGUGUUACAUCGUGGUGGAGAGUCCGGCCAAGCAUACAUCUAUAUCAAACUCUGAACUGGAUUACAUCCAGUCUAAAAUUGGUUAUACAGAGGAACAGUCUCAUGACAUGCGGCCACCGUGGAUACAGAUCAUCUCGUCCCCUGCCGUAUGGGCGAUUGUUAUUGCUCACUUCGCUGAGAACUGGGGUUUUUACACCUGGUUGACAGAGCUUCCCACCUUCAUGAAAUUUGCACUUAAUUUUGAUCUCCAAAAUGCUGGCUUCCUGUCUGCUCUGCCUUACCUUGUCAUGGGGAUGGUGGUGAUAGGAGGCGGGUGUCUAGCUGACCAUCUACGUUCACGUUUCCAGCUGAACACUGGAUUGGUCAGGAAACUCUUCACUUCUGGAGCCUUUGGGUUCCAGGUGGUUUUUAUGGUCAGUGCAGGCUACUCCACCUCGUCGACAGGAGCCAUCACCUGUCUCGUACUGGCCGUGGGGCUGGGGGGAUUUGCAUGGGCAGGAUUUAGUGUCAACCAUUUGGAUAUAGCGCCUCAGUAUGCCAGUAUCCUGAUGGGUAUCUCCAAUACGUUUGCUACCAUCCCUGGUAUUGUGAGUCCACUGUUGACCAGCAUCAUUGUCGAGGACAAGGGAGACACUGGGUUAUGGCAGAUUGUGUUUUACAUUGCCGCUGGUAUAUACCUGGUCGGCGGUCUCUUGUUUGGCCUUCUGGCCUCUGGAGAGCGGCAACGAUGGGCAGAAGUACCAACAGGCUACCUCUCUCAGCAGGAUAUCGAGAGGGAUGACCUUUGAACUUCGACCUGUUCGCUAGGCUGUCUCAAUAGGAUAAAGAAAAUGAAUGACCUUGGAACUUAAAUCUCUUCUUGUAUGGAUUGUUGCAACAGAACAGAAUGACUGAACUUGGAUCUGUCCUGUGGGCUGUUUCAACAGGAUAUAGCAAGGAAUGACCUCUGAACAUUGACCCCUGGGUCACCUCAUCAGUAAAAAAUUACUAAACAUUGUUUGACAUAUUAAAAGACUGCCAGGAUGUUGUCAAUAAUGGCAUAAGAUUAGACUCUGUAUAUGUGAUAUUGACAGGAAGAAAUAUGGUCUCUUUUUAACCCGGUAUCUAUAACUAAGCAAAAUUCUAUUACAAAGCACACCUGAAUUAAGACAGUGGGGUCUGACUUCAUAACUGACAACUAAGAUAUGUCUCUUUUUAGAACAUUACGGUAACUUGGACAAUAAUGGAUCUGACCAAUCUGGAC
Messenger RNA from Pecten maximus, 1663 nucleotides. Its product is annotated as sialin-like. Lineage: Eukaryota; Metazoa; Mollusca; Bivalvia; Pectinida; Pectinidae. Gene Ontology annotation, cellular component: plasma membrane. The record is from RefSeq and is a predicted model, not a curated record. Gene Ontology annotation, biological process: transmembrane transport; monoatomic anion transport. Gene Ontology annotation, molecular function: transmembrane transporter activity.